Molecule: messenger RNA, 1151 nt
Organism: Chrysoperla carnea
Lineage: Eukaryota; Metazoa; Arthropoda; Insecta; Neuroptera; Chrysopidae
Exons: 5
Coding region: 1-1113 (370 amino acids)
Source: RefSeq, a predicted model, not a curated record
AUGGCUUAUGGGUUGAAUAAAAAUUUAUUAUCAAGAAGAGGUGUAAUUAAUAUGUAUGAAUCUUGGAAUGUAAAUGGUGUUCAAGAUACUACAUCAAAUAAUAAAAAGUCAAAUUCAAAUGAUUUACUAACUUCACAUUCAUCGUAUUUUGACAAAAGAGUUCAACAAAAUAAUAUUAGACAUUCAACAACCAUCUUACCACCAAAACAAUUUCCAUCGAAAUCACAAAGACCGUCCACGUGUGCUUCUGUGAAAAUUAUACAUUCAACGGCAAGUUUACCAUGUCGACCAUCGACUGCAAAUAAUUGUACCCGUUUUCACGAUAAUAUGUUAAAGGCAUUAAUGCGAAAUAUUGAUAAAUAUUGUGGAAAAGAUGGUACAAAUGAGAAUCCUCCGAAUACAUUGACGCCUUCCAAUGUAAAACAAGAAAAAGAUAAGAAAAAGAAAAACGUGUUGGAAUCUAAUACCAUGGUUGACAUUGACAAGUUUAUAAAACAUCAUCAAAAAAUAAACGAAACGGUAGAAAAUAAUGUUAAUACCCAGAAUCGGAAAAAUACGAAGCCGACUGGUAAUAAACGUAAAAAGUCCAAAUCGAAUACUGUAAAAAGGGGACUUUUUGAUGAGACGGUCAUGACUGCAGAGUCGAAAACUUCCGUAAAUGUUCAAUCCACUACGGUUAAUAGUGGAAAUAGUCAGUUGAAAGACGACAAAAUUAAAGAUAUAGUAAACGAAGAUGCCGCUUGGGAAAUAACUGAUUCGGAUCAAAUUAGAAAUUUGGUAAUGCCAAGAGAAACUAGGAAUGCAACAUUGACCCUAUUAAAUGAGAAAAAAUUUAAGGAGGGUAAAAAAGUAACCUAUCAAAGUAAUAAUAAUAUACUGGGAAAUGUGCCUCUAGGAAUACGAAAACCUAUUAAUCCAUCAAUAAAACCAUUAAGUAAAGGAGGAAAAUCAUCUUUACGUGACGGUGGAAACCUAUUGGUAAAUGAUUAUCAAACAUUAAACGUGUGUCCACAUAAUUUAUUAUGUGAUGGACAAAAUUGUAACCAUCGAAUUGCCAAGAAAUUAGCAUCAACAUUUUCACAACCUCAUUUACAUAAUAAUGUUAUGAUUUGAAGAAAACAUUAAAACUGUAAAAAUGUUGGUUACUUGAU